Molecule: messenger RNA, 174 nt
Organism: Lottia gigantea (owl limpet)
Lineage: Eukaryota; Metazoa; Mollusca; Gastropoda; Lottiidae
Exons: 1
Coding region: 1-174 (57 amino acids)
Source: RefSeq, a predicted model, not a curated record
AUGAGAUAUCACCAACAUUUUUCACCAAUACAAUACAACCACCCUUCACUGAGACAUCACCAACAUUUUUCACCAAGACAAUACAACCAUCCUUCUCUGAGACAUCAUCAACAUUUUUCACCAAGACAUUACAACCAUCCAUCAAUGAGACAUCACCAAGAUUUUUCAACAUGA